Molecule: messenger RNA, 3219 nt
Organism: Rhododendron vialii
Lineage: Eukaryota; Viridiplantae; Streptophyta; Magnoliopsida; Ericales; Ericaceae
Product: auxin response factor 2B
Exons: 14
Coding region: 420-2921 (833 amino acids)
Biological process (GO): regulation of DNA-templated transcription; response to hormone
Cellular component (GO): nucleus
Molecular function (GO): protein binding; DNA binding
Source: RefSeq, a predicted model, not a curated record
CCCACUCUGGUUAACCGAAGCCGAAGGGUCUCUCUCUCCUCUCUCUCUCUCUCUCUCUCCUCACCAGUCGACGCAGAAAGGACUCGGGUACAAUUUGUUUUCUGUCUGCUUGCCCACACCCACACCCAAUCCCAAUCACUUCUAGAGAGAAACAGAAGGAUAAAGAGAGAGAGAGAGAUUGUUUUGUGUCUCAUAUACUACUCACUUCUGCUGCGGUUUAGAGAGAGAAAAGUGUGGAGACAUAGAGAGAGAGAGGAGGCACUCGUUGGAUCAAAGCGAGUUUGUUACGAAUUGAGUUGUAAAGGUAGAGAGAGAAAGUUUUCUUUUUCUUUUUUUUUGUUUGUUGGAGUUGGGGUUUUUCAUUGUGUUUGUUGAGAAUCAGUUUGUUUUGGGGGAUACGGAUGAGAGAUCUGCGCUGAAUGGCUUCUUCAGAGGUGUCGUUCAGAGGCAACGCGCGGGGGGAGAGCUUCUCUUCUGCGUACUGCGACCAGAGCGACGGCGUCAGAGCUUCCAUGGCCGCUCCCGAGGCCUCCGGCGCCGGGAAAGUGGAUCCAGAAACCGCGCUCUACACGGAGCUCUGGCACGCGUGCGCUGGUCCGCUCGUGACCGUGCCUCGCGAGAACGAGCGCGUGUUCUAUUUUCCCCAAGGGCACAUCGAGCAGGUAGAGGCAUCUACUAAUCAGGUGUCGGAUCAAGAGAUGCCGGUGUAUAAUCUACCAUCGAAGAUCCUUUGCCGUGUGAUCAACGUCCAAUUGAAGGCUGAAGACACGGACGAAGUGUUUGCGCAAGUGACUCUGCUUCCCCUAAAAGAAGAUGAGUGUGACACAGAGAAGGAACCCGUGCCAUCUCCACAGUCGCGGUUUCAUGUUCAUUCCUUCUGUAAGACCCUAACUGCCUCAGAUACCAGCACUCAUGGUGGAUUUUCGGUGCUAAGACGGCAUGCUGAUGAAUGCCUUCCCCAGCUAGACAUGUCACGCCAGCCUCCUACUCAGGAGUUAGUGGCUAAGGAUCUGCAUGGGAGUGAAUGGCGUUUCAGGCAUAUCUUUCGGGGUCAACCACGCAGGCACCUGCUUCAAAGUGGUUGGAGUGUCUUUGUAAGCUCUAAAAGGCUUGUUGCUGGCGAUGCUUUUAUAUUUCUAAGAGGCGAGAAUGGGGAGCUUCGAGUUGGAGUAAGACGUGCAAUGAGGCAGCAGGGUAAUAUCCCAUCAUCCGUCAUAUCCAGCCAAAGCAUGCAUCUUGGAGUCCUUGCAACAGCUUGGCAUGCGUACACAACAGGAACAAUUUUCUCAGUCUAUUACAAGCCAAGGACGAGUCCUGCUGAGUUUAUUGUUCCAUAUAGUCAAUACAUGGAGUCUGUCAAGAAUAAUCAUUCUAUAGGGAUGAGGUUCAAAAUGCGAUUUGAAGGUGAAGAAGCUCCAGAACAAAGGUUUACUGGAACCAUUGUCGGUAUUGAAGAUUAUGAUACCAAAAGGUGGCCAGAAUCUAAAUGGAGGUGCCUAAAGGUACGGUGGGAUGAAACUUCUAACAUACCCCGUCCAGAGAGAGUGUCGCCUUGGAAAAUAGAACCUGCCUUGACUCCACCUGCCCUCAAUCCCCUUCCAGUGCCCAGACUAAAGAGGCCUCGAUCAAAUUUGGUGCCUUCUUCUCCAGAUUCCUCUGUUCUUACAAGGGAAGGUUCAUCUAAGGUCAUAAACCCUUUGCAAUCCAGUGGAUAUACAAGGGUCUUGCAAGGUCAAGAAUUGUCGACCUUGAGAGGCACCUUGGCAGAGAGCAACGAAUCAGAUUCUACUGAAAAGCAAGUCGUAUGGCCAUCUCCAAUGGAUGAUGAUAAAGUCUUAGUUUCUGCUUCACAUGGAUAUGGAUCAGAAAAGUGGCCUGAAUCAACAUUCACAGAUCUACUGUCUGGUUUUGGGACCCAAUCUAACUCCCAUGAGUUUUGUACAACUUCAGUUGACCAAUCUCCAGCUUCUAUCAACUCUAUGAAACUCAAUUUACCACAUCAGGAGGGAAAGUUCAGUUUUUCAGCAACAAAUUGGUCCGUAAUGCCUUCAGGCCUCUCACUCAACUUAGAAUCUACCAUGAAAGCACCCGUGCAAGGCAGUACUAUACCAUAUCAAUCCCGUGAUACAAGAUAUGGUGGUUUUGGUGAGUACGCCAUGCUUAAUGGUCAAAAAUCUGAGUAUCCUCAUGGAAAUUGGUUAAUGCCUCCACCGCUCCCAUCCUAUCUUCAGAUGCCUAGACCUGUUCUGGUACAACAGCAUGAUGCUGUGAAGCCUAAUGAUGGAAAUUGCAAGCUCUUUGGCAUACAUCUUAACCCUAAUCCUGUUAUAGUGGGGCCAGCUAUGUUAAAUAAUAUUGCCAAUCUUAGCCCAAACUCUCAGCAGCCCCGAGCUACUGAAUCAGAUCAAAGUUCUGAACAAAUGAAGUGCACAAAAGGGCCAGACCACCCAAUUCCCAUCAGUGAGCAGGAGAAAGCAACCCAACCGUAUCAAGCGAUUAUCAAGGAUGGCCAGGGGAAAGUCCAUGGUGGUUCAACUAGGAGUUGUACCAAGGUUCAUAAGCAGGGGAUUGCCCUUGGUAGGUCUGUGGACCUUACCAAGUUCAACAACUACGAGGAACUGAUUGCUGAAUUGGAUCGCUUGUUCGAUUGUAAUGGUGAAUUGAAGUCUCGGAACAAGAAUUGGAUGGUCGUAUAUACUGAUGAUGAGGGUGAUAUGAUGCUUGUUGGGGAUGAUCCAUGGGCGGAGUUCUGUGGCAUGGUUCGCAAGAUCUUUAUCUAUACGAGGGAAGAGGUCCAGCGGAUGAACCCAAAGACUCUGAAUUCAAGGAGUGAAGAAAAUUCAUUAGUCGGCGAAGGCAUGGACGAAAAAGAAAUGAAAAAUCUGCAGCCUUCUUCGGUUUCUAGUCCUGAGAAAUGUUAGGUCCGCCUUAAUUACCGAGAUGGUUCUGCUGAGUUGCGUCCCUUGAGCAUUUUGGCAGACAAUCUCUAGCUAAAAAUAGAUAAGUGCAAUUUUGGACAUGGUUUGGAACUAAAGUCGUCGUAUGUCAUCUCAUUAUUAGAGAGUAUAGGAAGGUAUGCCUAUUUUUAGUGAGGCAGUCGUUGUCUUGCAUUUCUAAACCUUUCCAGUCUUUGUACAGAGCCUACAACUUCUGCAUGUAAUUAAGUUUGUUGGUCUGAAUUGUUGCAGAAAUCAAUGCAAUAUGUUGUUCUUGGUCUUA